AUGCAAGUGAAAGUAUGCACAUGUUCGUCUUCAUCUUCACACAUUCACUCACCAUGGACGCCAAUUCGCAAACUCAAGAUUAGACCCAAAACCUCUCUUAAACCCUCAACUCUCUCAAACUCUUUAAAAACCUCCAGCUUCAACCAUGAAUUUCAAGAAGAAAAUCUAAAACUCAGCCUCAACAACAGUAGUGCUCAAGAAAAAGUCAGUCUCCCAGUUGUAAUCCGACACUCAGGAGCUGUUUCAAGGGAUUUUUCUGUUGAUUUUGGAGGUGGGGUGGGGAAAUUGAGCAGAGUUUGUCGGUCUGCUGUGAGGGACUUUUUUCUCCCCAGGGAAGUGUCUGAUAAUUACUUGGGAUAUGUGAAAUGGAAAUUCUUGCAUAGAGUUUUCAGCUCUGCUCUUCAGGUUCUUGCUACUCAGGCAAUGUUUCGGGCAAUUGGGAUUGGCAAAUCUCGUGCACUCGCAUCUGCUGCUGCCCUAAAUUGGGUCUUGAAGGAAGGACUUGGGAGGCUGAGCAGAUGCAUCUUUACUGCUACCCUCGCAUCUGCUUUCGAUACCAAUCUGAAGAGGGUUAGGUUCUCAACAUCUGUUCUGUUUAGUUUGAGCAUUGGAGUUGAGUUGUUGACUCCAGUCUUUCCCGAGUAUUUCCUGCUUCUUGCAACAAUUGCAAACAUUGCUAAGCAGAUAUGCCUGGCCUGCUACUUAGCAACUGGUACUGCUGUUUACCGAAGCUUUGCGAUUGCAGACAAUCUUGGAGAAGUUUCGGCAAAGGCCCAGAUCCAAACAGUGUGCUUCGAUAAUCUUGGCCUGAUGCUUGCUGCAAUCUUGAACAUUUUGUUCAAAAACAAUCAGAGCUUGCUAGCAGGUCUACCAUUUGUCGUGUACCCAAUCUUUUCAGCUAUUGAUCUUUUUGGCAUUUAUCAAGGGCUUAAAUAUGUACAUCUGCAAACAUUAACUAAGGAUAGGCUUGAGAUAAUAAUGAACACCUGGAUUAAUCUGGGAUAUGUUCCUUCUCCAGCUGAAGUGAGUAAAGAGGAAGGCAUUGAUCUCUUCUGGAGCAAAGGCAAGGAGCUACUGCCCAUAAGAAUUGGUUGCUUAAAUCCCAAGAGGCAUAUACCGAAGCUAUCAAUGAUGACAAUGCGAUCAUUAAAUGAUAAGGAUUUCUACUUCAUAUGCAUGGAGAGCGUUACUAAAGGAUUCAACGAAAUAGGGGAUCAUGGCGUUCUUCUUUGUCUACGGGAAGGUGCUGGCACUUCAGAUGUUAUCAUGGGUUUAUUGCAGGCAUGUUACAUCCGCAAGGGUCUCCUACUAAAUAGAAUCAGCUGGGAGAAUAAUUUUGAAGGAUGUGAUUUCUGGGAGUCAAAUAUCAGGCAAUGGCUUAAUUUGAAGGAAGAAAGCAAGCAAUAUGCGCAACUUAAUCUCGUCCAUCUGAAUGAACAGAUGUCAAGAUUGGGUUGGGCAUGUACAAACAUUCUUUUGAGCACAAUGGAACAGGCACGAUAUAGUUUUGUAGCCGACUGA
Messenger RNA from Fraxinus pennsylvanica, 1521 nucleotides. The record is from the annotation of a GenBank genome assembly. Lineage: Eukaryota; Viridiplantae; Streptophyta; Magnoliopsida; Lamiales; Oleaceae.